Molecule: messenger RNA, 1155 nt
Organism: Ramularia collo-cygni
Lineage: Eukaryota; Fungi; Ascomycota; Dothideomycetes; Mycosphaerellales; Mycosphaerellaceae
Product: probable Leucine aminopeptidase 1
Exons: 4
Coding region: 1-1155 (384 amino acids)
Biological process (GO): proteolysis
Molecular function (GO): metalloexopeptidase activity
Source: RefSeq, a predicted model, not a curated record
AUGAAGCUCCUAUCAACCCUGGUCGCGUCGUCUGCCGUAUGUGCAGCUAUCAACAUCCCAUCAUGGAGCGAUCUCGCUGGCGGUCAACAGCCGUUUGCAAGCACAGAGAAGUACCUUAUUGAGCUGUCGCCUACAGAGGCGAGAUGGGUUACGGAGGAAGAGAAAUGGCAGCUAUUGCGAGAAGGGCGCAAGUUCUUCGAUAUCACCGAUCACUCCCCUGCCCCUGAACUGGGUUUGCCGAUGGUAGCGAAGGCAGUGAAGUCGGUCACGUUCCCAAAGAAGAUCUCCCAGAACGAGACGGUGUCGAAGCUACUUGGGAAUUUGGACCAGAAGAAUAUGAGGGAGCAUCUGGAGACCUUUACUGCCUUCCACACCAGGUACUACAAGUCAGACUAUGGUAGGCAGAGCUCCGAGUGGCUAUUGGACCAGGUCAACAAGACUCUCGAUGGCGUCGGAUCCGUCCGCCACUUCAAGCACGAAUGGGGCCAGAACUCAAUCAUUGCGACGAUUCCUGGAAAGAGUAACAAGACGAUUGUGAUUGGAGCACACCAGGACUCCAUCAAUCUCUUCUUCCCAUCUUUCUUGGCAGCUCCGGGAGCAGAUGACGAUGGCUCAGGCACAGUGACUAUUCUUGAGGCUCUGCGUGUGAUUCUCCAGGAUAAGGACUUGGUAAAAGGCAAGGCCGAGAAUACACUUGAGUUCCAUUGGUAUUCAGCAGAGGAGGGUGGCCUGCUUGGAUCUCAAGCCAUUUUUAACUCUUAUGCCCGGGAGGGCCGAGAUGUGAAAGCAAUGCUACAGCAAGAUAUGACGGGCUACACCCACGGAACCGUUGAAGCUGGCGAGCCCGAAUCUGUCGGGGUCAUCACCGAUUUUGUUGAUCCAGGACUCACCGACUUCAUCAAGAAGGUCGUGACCGCCUACUGCACGAUACCAUACAUCGAGACGAAAUGUGGCUACGCUUGUUCUGACCACGCAUCUGCCAGCAAGGCCGGAUACCCAUCUGCUUUCGUUAUUGAGAGCGAUUUCAAGUACAGCGAUAAGAAAAUCCACACCACCGAGGACAAGAUCGAGUUCCUGGACUUUGAUCAUAUGCUUCAACAUGCUAAGCUGACGUUAGGCUUGGCAUACGAGCUGGCCUUUGCGAAGUUUGAUUAG